GGGAUUGUGGAUCUUGGUGAAUUUGGGCGAAAAUCUUCUCCUGCUAACCAGGCGCUGGUUUUAAUGAUUAGAGGUAUUUACAGCUCCUGGAAAAUACCGAUUGCAUAUUUUGUCUCUGAUAAUGGGGUGUCUCAUGCAUCGUUGUUGCUCAUCGUUACGGAGGCUUUGAAAAAACUUCAAGAAUCAAAACUUUCAACGAUAGGCAUAGUUUGUGAUUUAUCCAGUACUAAUCAGAAACUGUUUAGAAAUUUGGGAGUCGAAAAGGCGAAACCAUAUUUUUUCGUGGAAGAAAAAAAAUAUUAUGCAUUUUUCGAUACUCCUCACCUGUUGAAAUCUAUCCGUAACAAUUUUUUGCAUAAUAAUUUUAUGUUAAAUGGACAGUACAUAUGCUUUUCUGAUAUAAAAAAAGUAUAUGAUAUCGACAAAAAGAGUAGUACGGGAAAAGCUUUAUUAAAAUUGACGGAUAAACAUCUCAAUCCUAACUGUUUCCAAAAAAUGAACGUGAAGUUAGCAGCACAGUUAUUGAGUCACAGUGUUUAUGCUGCUAUAAUGACAGCCCUAAGAACUGGAGAACUAGUAUCGGCAACAGCCGAAAAUACUGCACGCUUUGUGGAAACCAUCAACAACUUAUUUGAUGCUUUGAAUAGCACACGGUUUCAUUCAACAAAACCUUGUAAUCGUGCACUUAGUGAUAGAAAUCCGGAAGUUAUAACAGCCAUUAAUAAUGGUUAUGAAUUAAUUGAAAACUUGUAUAAAGUUGGCAAAAAUAACAAAUUAACGAGGCCUGAUAGUUUUGAUGGUUUUCUAUUAACUAUAAAUGCCGUGAAGCAAUUUGCAUAUGAUCAAAGAAAUGGGGGAUUCAACUAUUUAUUCACGGGAAGGCUUAUUCAAGAUCCUCUCGAGAAUCAAUUUUCUGUGUAUCGUCAGAGAGGGGGAUAUAACAGAAAUCCCACAGUAAGUUCAUUCAGAACAGCAUUCAAAAUUAGCAUUGUAUCAGAUUUUUUAAGGCCAUCUGCAAGUGCCAAUGCAGGUAGUAAGGCAGAUGACGAUGAAAAUAUUUUAGUGGCAGAUAACAACGAACCUUUUCACUUAUUGAAUCUCGAUGAAAACUCGUCUUCAUCAGAAUCGGACGAUUCGGAUUCUUCAAGUAGUCCAAGUAGUACUCCUGCCACCGAAUUUCGAGAUGAAGUGACAUUGGAAAAAUGUUCUGUAGUAUAUUUUGCAGUUUAUUUGGUCAAAAAAUGUUGGGAGCGUUUCGGGUGUGAAGAUUGUGAGUCAGCCUAA
This is a messenger RNA of Harmonia axyridis, 1284 nucleotides long. RefSeq lists its product as uncharacterized. The record is from RefSeq and is a predicted model, not a curated record. Lineage: Eukaryota; Metazoa; Arthropoda; Insecta; Coleoptera; Coccinellidae. Bases 64 to 1284 code for a protein of 406 amino acids. The transcript has 2 exons.